ACCCGACUGUGGUCAUGUGAUCCAUUGAUUACAUGUCGUCAAGGAGAUUAUACUAUUUCCCGUAGAUUAUGUUGAUUAAUCGUUAGGAUAAACAAUACACAUAAAUUAAUUGUGAAACUGGUAAUUUAAAGAAUGGCGGCAGAUACAAUGACAUACGAUAACCCGUUUGCGCACACUGCAGCGGGUGAAUUAGGCGUAAAUCGCGAUACGAUGCUACAAAAUGAACUUCUUUUAAGGACAGAAUUAGGCAAACCCAAACGUCGUGGGAUCAUUAUCCCAGCUGGAAUCACAUAUGGCCGUCCAAACGAAAUGCGGGGUGGUGGCUCCUCUGAAGCCCUGCAUGGCUGGCCAACCAUUUCAUCCAGCACUUUACCAUUCAAGCGAAAAGAGAAUUCAGCACAGAGAGAUUUUAUGGCCUUGAACAAAGCUGCUGUUUCAGCUGGACUAGUCACUGCAAAUGCUCAGUUUGAAUUCCGUGCCACUCACGAUGUACGACGUAAAACCCAGAGCGGAGACGGGCAACGGAACAGAACCCGACGCAUGCCACCAAGCAUGGUGUUUGGUAUUUCCACAAGACCCUCGACCCCAAUUUUUGACCUUCUUGAGCACAAAUACCAGGACAAAUGGCUUCAAGAGAGACGCAAACUUGAGCUGGCAAAGAGACAAGAAGAAAACAAGAUUUGGGGUCGCACAGCACUAUCGGCUGGAUAUCUCGAUACAAUUCAGAAGCGAUCCCCAGGUCAGGUGUACGAGACCCGCGCCACCCUGUUGAGGACCUACCAGAACCCCGUCAACCCUGAACCCCUCUGGCAGAUGCCCAAAUUCACAAAAGAGGCCAAGCCCUCGUUGCAAACAUUCCGGUCGGGACGUGCCCGCACAAUUGCAUACAGCGCCUUUGAGUCUGACAAAAUUUCUCGAAAGGGGAACCUUGGUCACGGAACAUACGAGUCCGCCAAAAAUUAACAAUUUAUAACAUUGUUUACAGACUUUAUUGAAAUUUUAACCAAUUAAAAAACAAGACUAUUUUAUUCAUCAUAUACAUUAAGUUAUAUUUAAGCGAUCAAUAAAGGAGUUAUAUUUUUCCAAUGCAA
Dreissena polymorpha is the source of this 1091-nucleotide messenger RNA. Its product is annotated as cilia- and flagella-associated protein 77-like. Bases 133 to 963 code for a protein of 276 amino acids. The record is from RefSeq and is a predicted model, not a curated record. The transcript is spliced from 8 exons. NCBI's taxonomy places the organism in Eukaryota, Metazoa, Mollusca, Bivalvia, Myida, Dreissenidae.